UUUGUUGUAUCGUUUUGAAUCGUUGGCAGAAUCGUAAAAAGUAAACAAAAACAAAAGCAGAAUCAAUGAUCGAUGUGCAAAAAAAAAAUGUUUGGCGUUUAAAUUAACAGUUAAUCAUCUCGCGUGUGAGCUAAGCUCGAGUAGGUGAUCGGAAGAUGCCUAAGAAUCGGGAAUCUCCAGUGACAUUUGCGUUUUAAAUGUUGGCGAGAAUGCGGGCCUGCGGCGCUGCGGAUGGUUACGAUGCUAUUGGUCGCCCCACUAUCCGAGCAGCUGAGUUCUGUCAAAACAUUCAGUGUUUGUUUGCUGCGCAAAGGAAAACAAAAGGUUGCAUGGAGGAAUAGUCGGAUAGCGAGCAUAGGUUGUAGUAUUUUUCGUUAUUGGAAGGUCUUCAGUGUUAGGUGAGGACAGACGAAGGUGUCCAAGAUCAUGGUGGGUAUUUCGGACUCCGUAAAGCAGAAUAUCUGCGCAUAUAUCCUGCAGAGAUAUUGUGGAAAGUACUUCGAGAAGAAGAUAACCAGGAAUCAGCUGUCUCUGGAAAUCUUAACAGGCACAGGCACCGUCGAAGAUAUCAGCCUGAACAUUAAGGCUUUGAAUGAGGAGGGGAAAAAGUACAAUGUGCCCGUGCAAGUCGUCAAUGGACAUAUUGAUAAAUUAACUUUUACAGUACCAUGGACUUCAAUACUUUCAGAAUCCACGUUAAUCGAAGUCCACGGGACUGUCCUCACAGUCCAACCAAAUGAAAGGCCUGAGAAUGUCGCUUCGAUGUUCGAAACAAUGUGGAGUUCGAUGACAAGUUCAAUGCAGCUAGCACAGGAAUGCCUGCAGAAGGAUGCAGAGACGGAGAAUAACUCACGACCGAUUGAAUGCGCCGACGUGUUUUCCCAAGUCGUUGAUUACAUCAAGCGUCGGAUCAAAGUGAAAUUUGUAAACACUGUCAUACUACUGGAGCAUGUUCCUAAGCAUAGUUUAAGCGGCGUCGGUUUGGGUAUUAAUAUAGACCUUUUUGAGUAUUCGGACUCUGCCGGUGAUGAUCCUACGACCGGGGAAGACACUGACACCGAGCAGAAUAAAGGCUUCGUGGAGACAUCGUUCACAACACAUAAUUUAAACCUUGAUGGUGUAACGUUAAGCACGAUAGAGUUUGGGAGCGAAUUCCAGACUUUCUCCGAAAAAUAUAAGCAAUUCUGUGAUAAGAAUGAAAAAUUGGCGGAAAUGAUGGCCAAAUCAAGUCUGAGCGAGGAGUAUAUGGCCGUGAAUCGACACGUGAUUCCGUUCGGAAAGUUCGAAGGGAGGCAGGAAAUCAGGCUGCGAACGAAGAAAAGUAAGGAUAUGGAAGGUCCUGAGGUUUCCAUCGAUAUCAAUCUUGGAGCAUUAAGUUUAUUCAUGUCUCCUCGACAAGUGUACGUUUUAGCGGAAUUAAUUAGCGGUUUAAGUAGUAACGAUGCACAAGAUUCAAGUUGUUUGAAUGUGAAACAGAAAAACAUAGAAAAACCUAUGACCAAUUUAGAUUAUCAAAGGGUGGAGGAGGACUUGCAGCACCAGAUCCAUCCAUCGAACACGUUUCAGGCUCCUGGUUUGCAAGGAAUCAGAGGAUGGUCGACGGGAAAUCUAGAUGAGAGCGAUACCGAAGAUAAUUUUCUGCCGAUGCAACCAAGCUCGAGUGGUAUGAUGUACGAGAGUACUACAUCUAAUAUCAGCAGCAGUAGCAUGGAGUCAAGUCUGAGCUCGAGUAUAGCGAGUUCAAUGAGCGAGGCGACGACAAAUCGCUCCCGUCGUCGGACGAAUAACAUUGCUUUCGAUCCGACUGCAGAGAUUUCGCACUUCCAGAUCAAAUUAGCCUCGAUAGGUUUAGUUGUUUUACACGAAGAUUUGCUUACGUUGAGCACGGACAGCACUUUGCUCGUUUCGAGCGUGAAGCAGAUGCAGAAUAUAUCUAAUGAAUUCUUGACAAAAGCAGGUCGAAUUCGGUUGGUGACGUAUGGUAAGAAAACCUUUAAAGACAUUGCGAAAGCUUUCGAUAGGGCAUGUGAUCUAAAUCAGCUGAGGCUGCUGGCAUGUCCAAUACAGAUCGAGUGCAAUCAAACCAAAACCACGUCACAGUUCUCUUUAUGCGGUAAAGUGACUAUAUCAAAAAUUGAAUUAUAUGAGUCUCUGAAACAAGAUGAUAAAAUGGAGCACAUCAAAAUAUGGAAUUUCUCCGAAAACACGAGUGUCGCUAAGCCCUCCUUCAAAAUGAACUUUAAGCAUAGCGAGAAGACAUUGAAGAUGGGUCUAGCUAAACGGUUAUUUAUUCCCAAAACAGAUAUAAACAUCACAUUGGAUCCUUGUAUCUUUGAGAUAGAUAUUACUUUGAUGGAUCGAAUCAGCACCUUGCUGAACUCUGCACCUGUGUGUGUCAUCCAAAAACCUAAAGAGGAAUGGGGUAAACGAGAUACUACCCUGGAGGAUAUAUCCACCGUGACGACAACCACCGAAUCACAAUUGGAUGUCAAAGUGUCUUCGGAUCAGCUGGUUGUCAAAUUGCGAUUUCCGAUUCCUGAUUUUCGGUCGGCUAAUGAUCCCCUGAAAUCGCCCUGGUGGAAGCGAAACGUUCGCGCGAGCUUCCUAACACUGCACAUGACUAAAUUCACAGGGAAUACGUCCCUGCACACGGAUCAGGUUUGCCAAAAAUACGCGAUGCAGGCGAAGACAAUUGAUAUUAAUUAUCACGAAAAAGAGGGCGCGAUUCCUUUGCACAUCGCCAAGGUCGCGGUGGACGAGAGGAUGUGCAUGCAGGAUGGUUUCAAUUUUCCGAGAUUCGUCCUGAUGGUUUAUCCUUUGGCUAAAGAUGAGGUAGUUUUGGAGGAUGAGCCGGAGAUUGAUCUAAUGAAUCAGUCGUGUUACGGCAGUUUAUACACGGAACCAUCCAGUAACGGACCAUUCAGCUGUAAACGUGUUAUACACGAGAGCGAUACACCUCACGCGAAGAAAGAUGACGAGGAAAUGGUUAUUCCGGGAGAUAAACAUGAGAUCUCUGAUUUUAUUGAGACGACGACGCGUUCGUCGCGGAUACAACUUGAAUUAAGUUUACCCACUGUUAGUUUUCAAUUGGUCUCGAAGCAUAUUUACGAAGUGCUUUACAAUCACAUAAGUAGUGAUCUUCUGCUAUGGGAACCUUCAGCUCCGGCCCCGACGCUCUCAUUCCAAGCGGACAACGUCUUCCCAAUGAUGAACUAUGAGUUGCCAGAGACAUUUGCCAUUUGUAAAAGCGGAAUCAAAUACUGUUCAGACACAGAAUCGGACAACGAUGAUGAAGACGAUAGCAUGUUCCAUUCGGUGUACACAGAUAAGUUACAUCAAAGGAAACAACUGAGUACCAAACCGAAGGGUCAGAGUUAUUUAACCCUAAAUUUGCAUAUAGGACAAGGGUUGGUGUGCAUGAAUCCGCCUAUGCGAGAUUCCGCUGGAAAUGUAAUACCCGAGCAGAACGGCGAAUUUGCUUUGGCCGUUGAUGAUGUCAGCAUUUUCAGCGUGACCGGGUAUAAAGGAGAUGAAAAUCUCGGUUAUGUGUGCAUCCAAGCGAAAGGUGCUCAAUUGCACCACUGUGAUAUGUGUACUAGUCCAAGCUUUACACCGCCCUUAAGGGAUAUUAAUUCAAUGAUGCCGAGGCAUUUGCACUCGACUAUUUACAAAUCGGAACCAGGGAUGUUGGUUUCAGCGAGGGAUAGGGGAGGAGACAGAGAAAUGCUAUCUGUAGCAGUUAAGAUUCAGGCCAAUCACGAAACUCAUCACGUUAAGACUGUUUGCGUUGCCGUUGGCAUCAGCAAAGGGACUCUUCGACAUCGUAUGUGUUCAGAACCGAACAGUUGGAUCACGCAACUCGUGGACUUCUUUAAUGUUAACGAUUAUACAAUACCAGGAUUCCACGCCAAAGAUGUCCUCACCGAGUUGCACCUGCAUUUGUGGGAUUGUGCCAUAGACUAUAGGCCGUUUAACCUGCCACUACGCUCAGUAGUUACGUUGGGGACAUUCAGCAUGUCCUCGCAUUUAACCGCCACCGCCAAUACCUCAACAUUACGCUUCAUUGCCGAGGAGUGCGCUUUGUUCUUGAGCGAAAAGGAACCGCCGAGGAAUGGCUAUCCGUCCAACGGCUACGUAGAUCUGCUGAACGACUAUGUAGCUGUAGUGGAUCUGGGCCUGUUCGAGCUAAGCAUCCGUACAAACGAUAAAGUCAGCGGCAUAAAUCCGCAUUUUGAUCUCAGGGCCUCUAAUAAUAUUAUAAAUAUUCGUACGUGCGCGGACAGCGGAAGGGCUUUAAUGCAGCUAAUCACAUACUUUGCCAAUGAUGGUGAUCUGGCGUUACCCGAGGCUGGUUCCACCCCAACGAGUACUUUUACAAGUCCUAGGCAUAAUUCCGAACCUGAGUUGGUCAGUCUCGAUCCCCAACAUAUCAGUAAUUUAUCAAACAGUCAACACCAGGAAAUCACAGACAUGUUGGACGAUGCAAUGGAGGAGAUCGUUACCGUCGAAGUCGAAGGAAGACAUGAGUAUGACACUCUCGGCGCUAGGAUAUUCUUCUUCCCUGAUGAGACUAAAACUGGGUCAGAACAACCUGAAGCGGAACCGGAACAAGCGCCGGCACCGGGACCAGCGCCGGUACCGGGACCAGCGCCGAGACCUGGACCAUCACCCAGGCCUGGGCCAUCAUCGAGACCUGGACCGUCACCCAGACCUGGACCGUCACCCAGACCUGGGCCAUCAUCGAGACCUGGACCAUCAUCGAGAGCUGGACCAUCAUCGAGAGCUGGACCAUCAUCGAGAGCUGGACCAUCAUCGAGAGCUGGUCCAUCAUCGAGAGCUGGACCAUCAUCGAGACCUGGACCAUCAUCGAGAGCUGGUCCAUCAUCGAGAUCUGGACCAGCACCCCCUGCUCAAGUUACCGCUGAAUUAGGUGAUGUCGCCAACAGAUUAAAUUGGAGCAGUGACACUGACGAUGAAUUUUGCAUGAUUGGCGAUGAAAGCUGUCCCAGAAAUAGAGUUCCAGAGAUCAAUUGGCUAAGCGAUGAUCCAUUAAGGAUUAUAGACGAUCACUUUGAAAUUCCGAUUGAAAAGGCUGAUGUGUUGAGACCACCCAAACACUUCCCAAUGCCCGUGGAACGUUACACUCUUUGCGAUAUGUCCGUGAUAUGGCAGAUGUACGGCGGCAACGAUUUUAAAAUCAAGAGCGACGAAAAGAAGGAGAGAAAGACUGUCAAUUUUAAGGACACCGCUGUGAGCUAUCCGAAGGACGGUGCCGUCACUUUCGAUAAUUUUAUGCCGGAUAAGAGUACUCCUCAGAAGAAAGUGAGUUGGAUAAUAAAAGGUGGAGUGAAUCGGGAUCACAAUAAGAUCGUCGAACUUAAACUGAGCAAGGUGCGCUUCCAGCACGAAUUGUAUCCAGAAAACACGUUACAAGCAUCCAGGCAAGUGCUGUUCGUGAACGAAUUGGAGAUGCGUGAUCGUCUCUCAACUAGUAGAAUUAAUAAAUUCUUAUAUCAAUAUUCGAGUACGGAUAUGCCAAAGCAGAGCCAUGCACAUAUGAUUGGUGUGAGAGCAUUGCACAUCAGGCCCGAUAUUAAUGUGAAAGUGCAAGAAUGCUCUUUGAAAAUAUCGUUGCUUCCUCUGCGCUUACACAUCGAUCAAGAUACUUUACUAUUCCUGAUCGACUUCUUCAAUAACUUGAGUGCAUCGGAUAGCAGAGCAGAAGAAACUGUUUCCUGUUCCAGGCAGAAUACACCCACGCAUCUACCACCUGUAUUGAUGGUUUCCGCGCAAGAUAAAAAGAAUAUAGUCGAUAAUACUCCUAAGGUUGAUGAAAAUUUGAUGACGCUAAUGGACGAAGCUUGCUGCAGUAGCAGUGUCAUGAUGACUGAAGAGCCAAGGGUUGUGAGUGUGUCUUCGGUUACUCCACAAACAGCACCACCGAUCUACUUCAGGCGUGUUGUUUUCGCAUCUGAUGUUUUGAUCCGAUUGGAUUACCAUGGUAAAAGAUUGGAUAUGACGCACGGUCCUUUAGCUGGUCUAUUAAUGGGCUUGGCACAACUGAACAAGUCCGAAUUAAAGUUGAAAAGGCUGUGCAAUAAUCACGGAAUAUUAGGUUUCGAUAAACUCGUAGCCUAUUUUCUGAAUGAGUGGUUGAAUGAUAUUAAGAAGAAUCAACUGCCAAGUCUGUUGGGCGGAGUUGGUCCAAUAAAUGCGUUAGUGCAAUUUUUCCAAGGUAUUAAGGAUUUGUUCUGGAUGCCGAUUGAGCAAUACCAAAAGGAUGGUCGGAUCGUUCGCGGUUUGCAGAGGGGCGCUAACAGUUUUACCACUUCAACGGCGAUGGCAGCUUUAGAGUUGACUUCCAGAAUUAUCCAUUUGAUCCAGUUAACCGCUGAAACUGCCUAUGAUAUGAUGUCGCCCGGUCCAAGUGUACGAAAGGCAAUCAAACCUAAAGGCAAGAAGAGGAGGUACAAUCAACCGCAGGAUAUCAGGGAAGGUGUGGCCAAUGCUUUCAGCGUAGUCAAAGAAGGUUUGGGCGAAACUGCAGAGAACAUUGUUCGUGUCGCUUCGCACGAACACGAACAGAAGGGCUACAGCGGUGCAGUGGGCGGAGUCUUGAGGCAGUUAGGACCCACUAUUGUUAAACCAAUCAUUUUAGCCACAGAAGCCACCAACAAUGUACUGGGAGGUGUACAAAACCAACUACUACCAGAUGUCAGAAGAGAAGCUGUGGAGAAAUGGAAAGUCGACGGUUAAAUUAGAGGGAAGCAAUUGAAGCGGAAUAUAUCUUAAUUAUAUAAGUUACAUCUUUAUUUUGAUACAGAAAAUUUGAGAACAGAAUAAUAUUAUAAAUAAAAUAAUAGGUUUUUAAGAGAAUUCGGCGAACAAUUUGCGAAACGGAA
This is a messenger RNA of Nicrophorus vespilloides, 6902 nucleotides long. Its product is annotated as autophagy-related protein 2 homolog A. NCBI's taxonomy places the organism in Eukaryota, Metazoa, Arthropoda, Insecta, Coleoptera, Silphidae. Gene Ontology annotation, molecular function: phosphatidylinositol-3-phosphate binding. Gene Ontology annotation, cellular component: phagophore assembly site; extrinsic component of membrane. The coding region runs from base 427 to 6756 and encodes 2109 amino acids. Gene Ontology annotation, biological process: piecemeal microautophagy of the nucleus; reticulophagy; autophagosome assembly. The record is from RefSeq and is a predicted model, not a curated record. The transcript is spliced from 16 exons.